This is a messenger RNA of Scleropages formosus (Asian bonytongue), 482 nucleotides long. It is a transcript of the gene rpl22, whose product is annotated as ribosomal protein L22. Gene Ontology annotation, molecular function: structural constituent of ribosome; RNA binding. Lineage: Eukaryota; Metazoa; Chordata; Actinopteri; Osteoglossiformes; Osteoglossidae. The transcript is spliced from 4 exons. Gene Ontology annotation, biological process: cytoplasmic translation. Gene Ontology annotation, cellular component: ribosome. Bases 1 to 429 code for a protein of 142 amino acids. The record is from RefSeq and is a predicted model, not a curated record.
AUGCGUAGGAGCGGCUCCCCCUUUCUGCCGAAAUUAUUCGCCAUGGCUCCGGUGAAAAAGCAGAGCACCAAGGGUGGCAAGAAGAAGAAACAAGUGCUCAAGUUCACUCUGGACUGCACACACCCUGUGGAGGAUGGCAUCAUGGACGCUGCCAACUUUGAGCAGUUCCUUCAGGAGCGCAUCAAGGUGAAUGGAAAAGCAGGAAAUCUGGGUGGGGGCGCUGUGACCAUUGAGAGGAGCAAGAGUAAAAUCAGCGUGACGUCCGAGGUGCCCUUCUCCAAAAGAUACCUGAAAUACCUGACCAAGAAGUACCUUAAGAAGAAUAACCUGAGGGACUGGCUGCGCGUGGUCGCCAAUACCAAGGAGAGCUACGAACUGCGCUACUUCCAGAUCAACCAGGAUGAAGAGGAGGAGGAGGAGGAGGACUAAACCUCAUGCCCUUUUCAAUUUUGUAUAUCCAAUAAAAAACUUGCUACAUCCCA